Mesorhabditis spiculigera is the source of this 1536-nucleotide messenger RNA. Lineage: Eukaryota; Metazoa; Nematoda; Chromadorea; Rhabditida; Rhabditidae. The record is from the annotation of a GenBank genome assembly.
AUGUUGCUACGAAAUGAAAUAUUUUUAUUUCUGUUGUUUAAUGUUGCUUCCGGGCUAAAGAUUCUUCAAAUCGUCCCGGGAUUUACCAAUAGCCAUGUUUUAUUUAACUACCGUCUGGCGGAGACGCUAAGAUCCUUGGGCCAUGAAGUCGUCCUGUGGACGCAAAUGGAAAUGUCUAUGCUCGAUACAGGCAAUAAUAAAUUACCAUCUGGUACCGUGGAAUAUCGUACAAAUAUACAUUUCACGGAUUCUCUGAAGACUGAGGGACUCAAGGUGUUUCAAUCGAUGAUGUUUUCCGCUGGGGAUGCCUAUGAUUUGUGGUGGACUGGCCAAGAAUUUCGAUCGAUGCGCCUUGAGGCUUGCCAUCAAAUGCUAACCGAUUCUGACGACAAGUUUUCUAAAUUGCGGGCUGACAGGUUCGACCUAGCCAUCGGCCAUUUUCACGAUCUCUGCCCACUAGCAAUCGCCCAUAAAGCGAAUGUAAGCAAGAUGGUUUGGAUCACACAUGGAACGUCAAUUUACGAUUUUGCGGGUAUUCAGCUAGGGCUCAGAACACAGCCCGCAGCCGUACCACACCCCCUGUCAAGCGGCGGCUUUUCCUUGGAUUUUUGGGAUCGAGUGCAAAACCUGUUAUGGCACAUUUCGCUCUUGGAUUUUGUAAAUCUGCCACAAAACCUGCUAUAUGAAGAGAACGAUAUGUAUAGAGAGCUGGUAGGCCCAAAUGAGAGCGACUUAUGGGAUCUCUCCAUGGACGUCUCUGCCCUUUUAAUUAAUGGAGAACGAAUGCUAGAUUUUCCUCGACCUCUUUCACUUCACGUCUCCUUUACGGGAGAACUAGGAGUGUCGACAGCAAAAGCUGAAUCGAAAGGCCUCGGUGAUGAGAUAGAAAAUAUUCUGACGACACCAAGUGAUGGCAUUGUUCUGUUUUCCUUGGGGACUGUUUCAAAUACCACCAAUAUGCCAGAGCAAAUGAUCAAGAGCUUCUUGGGUGCUUUCGCACAACUUAAAUCUUACACAAUUUUGUGGAGGAUGGAGAAGGGAGUUCCUGGUAUAGAGGGAUUAAAACAUGUUCAUCUGUUGAAAUGGCUGCCGCAGAAGCAAUUGAUGAAGCAUCCCCAGACGAAACUACUGAUUGCGCACGGCGGAUACAAUUCUCUGCUAGAAACGGCACAAGCCGGAGUUCCAGCUGUUUUGAUGCCUUUGUUCGCCGAUCAAAAGAUUAACGCCCAACGAGCUGAGCGUUUCGGGAUCGCGAGAGUGUUAGAUAAGCUGAACCUCACCCCUGAAGGUGUCGAGAGCGCAAUCAGAGACGUGCUCGAGGAUGGAAAAUAUGCCAGAUCUGCCAAGAGAUUAUCUGCAAUGCUGAUCGACAAGCCGAAAACAGAGAAAGAGUCGUACUUCGGUUACAUUUUACGACUGGCAGCCAAACCACGCGACUACUUCACACUCCGGGGCGCACAGAAGCACGGGUUUUUCGCUUUUCAUUGCCUCGAUGUUUUACUUGUAUUCCUCGCUGCCAUUUUUGUCGUCAGCAAA